Molecule: messenger RNA, 600 nt
Organism: Fraxinus pennsylvanica
Lineage: Eukaryota; Viridiplantae; Streptophyta; Magnoliopsida; Lamiales; Oleaceae
Source: the annotation of a GenBank genome assembly
AUGGGGACGGAGGUUUUGAGGCCGCAGGAUUGUUUAGUAGAGAGGUGUCGGGUUUCUCCGGCUGGUUUUUAUCGCCGGAGGAAUUUUUCCGGAUACGGGAUUUCGAUUGCGAAUACGAAGCAGCAACACGGUGGAGGUUAUUAUAAAAAGGCGGUUGUGCGGCCGGAGCAAAAGAAAAAAUUCAACGGAAAUGGGAUGUAUAAGAAAUCAUGGAGCUCGGAGGACUUGAAAUCACGGCACACCGCCGCGCUCGAUGGGAUUGUCAAGGGCAAACUGACGAUUUUGAGAAGAGGGGAAUCAGUGGAUUCCGUGACAAAAAUGAAAAACAAAGCAAAAUCUCAACAAAACCGAACUCCUGUCGAUAAUUUAGCGACUUUCGAAAGUCCGGCAAUGACUCCAAAGCAAAUCCGAGUGGUACCACCGGCGGAGGCGGCGGACAUGUACGCUGGAUCGGCGUUUUCCAUGUCGCCUUCGCCUCGUGCUCUACCUUUACCUUCCUUCUUCAACAACAAGAAGAAGAAACAGGAAGAUGAUGGGUACGCAAAAUUGUUCGAUGAUUCAGCCACAAGAGACUUGAGGCGUUUGCUUCGUCUCGAAUGA